CGAACCUGCUCUUCCUCUAUCGGAAUCAAAACGUGCCUUCAUUAUCUACUCUCAUUUCUCAACCUUAAGAAAAUGAAGAAGUGAUGAAUACCAUCUCCAAAUAACAAACUAUGAACAACUUGGAGUCUUACCCACCAAUUCUUCGCAAUUACUGCCACCACCACCACGACCCGAAUAUUGAUGACGUGGCACAGGAUUAUUCGGAUCCUGUGCCAGUCAUAGAUCUUGAACUUUUAGAACAAGAAAAAGAGAGGUUUGAGGAUGCUUGCAAGGAUUGGGGGUUGUUCCGUUUGGUCAACCAUGGAAUUCCGUUGACUUUGCUGAAGCAACUGCAAGAGGAAGCCAAAGAGGUAUUUUCGAUGUCCUAUGAAACAAAGCAUGCGACAUGCAGUGAAAGUCCUAUCACAUACUUUUGGGGUACCCCUGCCCUUACACCAACGGGUACUGCCCUAUGUAGAGGCCCCAAAAAUUUCAAUUGGGUUGAAGGUCUUGAUGUGCCUUUGGGUCAACUCUCUAAGUUCCAACCUCAACUUCCUAAACUUGAUUCCAUCAGAUUGCUUCUAAUGGAGUAUGAAACCCAUCUAUCAAGAAUUGCAACAACAAUAUUCAAAGUGAUGAUGAAGAACCUUGACCUAAACAAUAACAAUAUGAUGAUGAAGCAAACAGAGUGUUGUUCAUAUGUAUCUCGAGAGACAGGAAUGGUGCGAAUGUAUCGAUAUCCUGCUUGUUCGGACACAAGCAUUGGUUGGGGAAUGGAGGUUCACACAGAUAGCUCAGUGUUGUCCAUAUUGAACCAAGAUGACCAAGUCAGUGGCCUUCAGGUCCUCAAAGAUGAUCAAUGGCUUACUGUCAAACCAAUCUCCAAUACAUUGAUUGUCAACCUUGGAGACAUGAUGCAGGCAAUGAGCAAUGACAAAUACAAGAGUGUGCAACACAGAGUGAGGGUGAACAAGGAGAGAGAGAGGAUCUCAAUAUGCUAUUUUGUGUUCCCUAGUGAAGGUGCUGUGAUUGAGAGCCCAAAUUACAAGCCCUUUACUUACAAUGAGUUUAGAGAACAAGUACAACAAGAUGUCAAGGCCCUUGGCUACAAAGUUGGCCUUCCAAGGUUUAAGCACAGUUGUUAGCCUUUGGCCCCUCUCUCCAAUCUUGUUUAAUCUGUUACCUUAUUAAGCAUAGAAUAAUGGACGAGUUCUUCAACAAGGCACACUAUUUAAGGGAUUUUGAUUUACUA
Molecule: messenger RNA, 1231 nt
Organism: Arachis duranensis
Lineage: Eukaryota; Viridiplantae; Streptophyta; Magnoliopsida; Fabales; Fabaceae
Product: gibberellin 2-beta-dioxygenase 8
Exons: 3
Coding region: 111-1124 (337 amino acids)
Molecular function (GO): dioxygenase activity
Source: RefSeq, a predicted model, not a curated record